Messenger RNA from Macadamia integrifolia, 4194 nucleotides. RefSeq names its product structural maintenance of chromosomes protein 4. The record is from RefSeq and is a predicted model, not a curated record. Gene Ontology annotation, molecular function: protein binding; ATP hydrolysis activity; ATP binding. Gene Ontology annotation, cellular component: chromosome. Gene Ontology annotation, biological process: mitotic chromosome condensation. Lineage: Eukaryota; Viridiplantae; Streptophyta; Magnoliopsida; Proteales; Proteaceae. The coding region runs from base 193 to 3936 and encodes 1247 amino acids. The transcript has 28 exons.
CCUUUCCUUUUCAGUUUCCCGCUUACGAAGCUUGGUGAGGACUCACAGAAGGAGAGAGAGAGAGAGAGUUGUUUUGCAGAUACGAUCUCUGCAGCAGCUGCCCAUCCCUGAAUCAUUUUCACCGUCUUCCAUUAUCGAAUCGUCAAGUUCUUUCUUAUUUCUCGUGUUCGGAUAUUUCUGCUCGAGACCGGGAUGGGGUUGCCUAGUGAAUUCGCCGAGGAAUGCUUGACUGGUGAUUCCGAAUCUAAUUGUCGAGGAUCCAGCAAGCCCAGAUUGUUCAUCAAAGAAAUGGUGAUGAGAAAUUUCAAAUCUUACGCUGGAGAGCAAAGAGUCGGACCAUUUCACAAGAGUUUUUCGGCAGUGGUCGGUCCCAAUGGUAGUGGGAAGAGUAAUGUGAUAGAUGCGAUGCUAUUUGUGUUUGGGAAGAGAGCUAAGCAGAUGCGCUUGAACAAAGUUUCAGAGCUCAUCCAUAAUUCUACUAAUCAUCAGAACCUGGACAGCGCUGGUGUCUCUGUUCACUUCCAGGAGAUUAUUGAUCUAGAUGAUGGAAAUUACGAGACUGUCCAGGGAAGCGAUUUUGUCAUUACAAGAGUUGCAUUUCGAGACAACACCUCAAAAUACUAUAUAAAUGAUCGUGGGAGUAACUUUACAGAGGUUACCCGGAAAUUGAAAGGAAAGGGGGUGGACCUGGACAAUAACCGGUUUUUAAUUCUUCAGGGUGAAGUUGAGCAAAUAUCAUUGAUGAAGCCAAAGGGUCAAGGACCUCACGACGAAGGUUUUCUUGAAUAUCUUGAGGAUAUUAUUGGAACUAACAAAUAUGUGGAAAAAAUUGAAGAAUCCUAUAAGCAGCUGGAGACCCUCAAUGAGAAAAGGUCGGGAGUGGUGCAAAUGGUAAAAUUAGCUGAGAAAGAAAGAGACAACUUGGAGGAUGUUAAGAAUGAGGCUGAGGCCUACAUGUUGAAGGAGUUGUCCCUAUUGAAAUGGGGAGAGAAAGCUACCAAAUUGGCUUCUGAGGAUGCUACUUCUCAUGUGGUUGAACUGCACGCAAAUGUAUCCAACUUGGAAGAAAAUCUGAAGAAUGAAAGGGAGAAGAUUCAAGAAAAUGCUAAGACACUUCUGGAUCUUGAAGGAGUACACAACAAAUAUAUGAAGCAACAGGAGGAACUUGAUGAUAAUCUCCGAACCUGUAAGGAUGAGUUUAAAGAGUUUGAGAGGCAGGAUGUGAAGUAUCGAGAAGAUUUAAAGCACAUAAAGCAAAAAAUCAAGAAACUAGAGGACAAGCUUGUAAAGGAUUCAUCCAAGAUUGAAGAGAUCUUAAAAGAAUGCGAUGAGUCUACAAAUUUGAUUCCAAAACUUGAGGAAGAUGUUCCCAAACUACAGCAAUGCCUUUUGAAUGAGGAGAAAAUCUUAGAGGAAAUUAAGGAGGGUGCUAAAGUUGAAGCCGAGAGUUAUCGUUCAGAGCUUGCGGAGGUCCGUGCUGAGCUAGAACCAUGGGAAAAACUGUUGAUCGAUCACAAAGGGAAACUUGAUGUUGCUUCUAAUGAAAGCCAACUUUUAAAGGAGAAGCACAAAGCUGGUUUGGUAGCUUUUGAUGAUGCUCAGAAGCAGAUGAACGAGAUAAAGGACAAAAUUAAAGUAAAGAGUACAAGCAUCGUUAAGUUGCAAAGUGAUUCAGAGAAAUAUAAAAAGGAAGCAUCAGAGGCUCGUCAAGUGGAACAGGAUUGCUUGAGAGAGCAAGAAUUGCUCAUUCCUCUUGAACAAACUGCAAGACAAAAUGUCGCGGAGCUUUUGUCUACUAUGGAAUCGGAAAAGAGUCAAGGAUCUGUUUUGAAAGCUAUUUUGCAAGCUAAAGAAUCAAAUCAGAUAGAGGGAAUCUACGGACGAAUGGGGGACCUUGGGGCUAUUGAUGCAAAAUAUGAUAUUGCUAUAUCAACGGCAUGCCCAGGACUUGAUUAUAUUGUGGUAGAAAAAACUAGUGCUGCACAAGCAUGCGUGGAGCUACUCCGGAGGAAGAAUCUUGGUGUUGCAACUUUCAUGAUAUUGGAAAAACAAAUGAAUCAUUUAUCCAAGUUGAAGGAAAAAGUCACUACUCCUGAAGGAGUUCCACGCCUUUUUGAUCUAGUCAAAGUUCAGGAUGACCGGAUGAAGCUGGCCUUCUUUGCGGCAAUGGGGAACACAGUUGUAGCUAAAGACCUGGAUCAGGCAACAAGAAUUGCAUAUGGUGGAAACAAUGAAUUUCGGCGUGUGGUGACACUUGAUGGUGCGCUCUUUGAGAAGUCUGGGACAAUGAGUGGUGGGGGAAGCAAGCCACGUGGUGGUAGGAUGGGGACUUCUAUACGAGCUACCAGUGUUUCGGGAGAAGCUGUUGCAAAUGCUGAGAAUGAUCUUGCUAAGCUGGUUGAUCAGCUAUCGAGUGUACGCCAGAAGAUUGCUGAUGCAAUGAUGCAUUAUCGGCAAGCAGAAAAAUCUGUUUCUCAUUUGGAAAUGGAAUUGGCAAAAGGCGACAAGGAGGUGGAGAGUUUGAAUGCUCAAUACAGUUACAUAGAAAAACAACUUGGUUCUCUAAAAGCUGCUUCACAACCAAGGCAGGAUGAACUUGAUAGACUGGAGGAGUUAAACAACAUUAUAUCUAUUGAAGAAAAGGAGCUUAGGAGACUUACUGAGGGCUCUAAACAGCUGAAGGAGAAGGCUUUUGAGCUUCAGAGGAAAAUAGAAAAUGCCGGUGGUGAAAAAUUGAAGUUGCAAAAGGCGAAAGUCAAGAAAAUCCAGUCUGAUAUUGAUAAGAGCAGCACAGAGAUCAACCGUCACAAAGUUCAGAUUGUGACUGGUCAGAAAAUGGAAAAGAAGUUGAAAAGGGGGAUUGAAGAUUCGAAAAAAGAAAAAGAAAAAGCUGUUGAGGAGAAGGAAAAACUGAUGGCUACUUUCAAAGAGAUAGAACAAAAAGCAUUUGCAGUACAAGAGAAUUACAAAAAAACACAGGAGAUCAUUGAUCAACAUAAAGAUGUACUGGACAAAGCAAAAACAGAAUACAACAACCUGAAGAAAACUGUGGAUGACUUGCGGGCUUCAGAGGUUGAUAUUGAUUAUAAAUUACAAGAUAUGAAGAAGCUUCUAAAGGAAUGGGAAAUGAAAGGGAAAGGGUACAAGAAAAGGCUAGAUGACCUACAAAAUGAACUUACAAAACAUAUGGAGCAAAUUCAAAUAGAUGCCGUAGAUCAUGAAAUGGUACAAGCAACGCUGAUGGAUGGGACAUUAGCUGAGGCUUGUGACCUGAAAAGGGCCUUGGAAAUUGUAGCAUUGCUUGAAGCACAACUUAAAGAAAUGAAUCCGAAUCUUGAUUCUAUCUCAGAGUACCGGAGAAAAGCUUCUUUGUACACUGAACGGGUUGCAGAGCUGAAUACAGUGACUCAACAACGUGAUGAUCUAAAGAAGCAAUAUGAUGAAUUCAAGAAAAUAAGGUUAGAUGAGUUCAUGGCAGGAUUCAACACAAUAUCCUUGAAAUUGAAGGAAAUGUAUCAGAUGAUCACACUAGGGGGUGAUGCAGAGUUGGAGCUAGUUGACUCUUUGGAUCCUUUUUCAGAGGGUGUUGUUUUUAGUGUUAGACCUCCAAAGAAAAGCUGGAAAAACAUUGCAAACCUCUCCGGUGGUGAGAAGACACUCAGCUCAUUAGCUCUUGUGUUUGCGCUCCAUCACUACAAACCGACUCCACUUUAUGUUAUGGAUGAGAUUGAUGCUGCUUUGGAUUUCAAAAAUGUUUCUAUCGUAGGCCAUUAUGUGAAGGACCGUACAAAAGAUGCACAAUUUAUAAUUAUCAGUCUGAGAAACAAUAUGUUUGAGUUGGCGGAUCGACUUGUUGGCAUUUAUAAAACUGAUAACUGCACCAAGAGCAUCACCAUUAACCCGGGGAGUUUUGUGGUUUCUGAAAAGGUGGCAUGAUUUCGCCACUUAAAACUGUUGUGAUAUGCGUUGUAAAUAUUCUAGGUCCAUUCAAGCCAUAGUGAAAUAUUUGGUAAGGCCCUGUAAAUAUUGGGUUAUGUUGUAACCAGGCACAUCUAAUGCUUAUGUAUGUACUUAUAUGUCUGCUUAGUUUAUGUCCAGGAAAGAUCUGAUCUGAUUUCUAGUUUUACUGCAGCAUCAACUGCCCCCCUGUAUUCACAAGUUGCAGUAAUUAAAUGAUAUGUUUGUUUCUGUUAA